This is a messenger RNA of Amoebophrya sp. A25, 4383 nucleotides long. NCBI's taxonomy places the organism in Eukaryota, Dinophyceae, Syndiniales, Amoebophryaceae. The record is from the annotation of a GenBank genome assembly.
UGGGAAGGUUUGCAUCGACUAACUAUGGAGUAUCUUUCAGUUAGGUGGGCAAGAACAAGCGAUAGAAGUAGCGUGAGAAGUUGUGUGGUCUUGCAUCUUGUUUUGUGCAGCUCCUGGUUGUCGUCACUUCUUGUUGACAAGACAAGAAAACCAGAACUAGACUGCAACGAACAAAGAAAUGAAAGCUGCAACCACGUCCAUCCGUUCUUCGCUGCGGCAAGAAAAGAGCUUGAGCCUUCAGGAGGUGGGACCAGAAGUGCUGAUAUGGCAUCAACGCAAGAAGAGGAAGAAACUGCGGCUUUCGAGUUUUUCAGUGUCAAAGAAGAGGAUCAGCAACAGCAACAUGCUCGAACAAAGGGCGUGCAUCAGCAACAGCAGCAUGCUCGAACAGAGGGCGUGCAUGCCGGACCACGACAACGUGCUGAUCUGGAAUCAGUAGGCGAAGAUUCAUCUCCGAAAAUGCUAUCGGGUCUGGAAUCAGAAGAAGAUUUAUCUCCGAAAAUGUUAUCCUCCGCUCUCCACGACCAAGAAUACAUCUGCCGUUUCUGUCCUCACGUGAUUGGUCUAGGAAAUCAGAAAACCGGCACAACAGCGAUCGCACACGCCUUACUUAAGGCUAGUUGCUUCUUUGGUUUCCUAUUCCGCAACUUCAAGGGCAAGAAAACAGUAACUCUAACAGGUCAAAGAAAAAUGACUCUAGGACUUUCAUAUGAUGAAUUUGAAAGUUUGCCUUUGAUGGCCAAGUUGUUUCUCUUCGCCCCCCUUCGCCCCUAGUUUUACUUCUAACUUCCGUUUUUUGUUGCAGGAAGUAGGUGGCGCUUCCCCUGAUUCUAUGCUGCUGUCCAUCGACACUCCGGAGAUCGAUUUCAUACGCGCUCAUAGGGGUCGAAACGAUUCUCAACCUCUAUUAGGGGUAGGGUAUCACUAUCUCAUGAGGACGGUGCUGAGUGGAGUCCCCUCCUUUGAUUUCUUGAAGGGGAAAGAAACUAAAGGGCAAAGAGGGCAACCGCCUAUUCGAGUCGGGAUAGUGAAAAACUACCUCUAACUUUAUCCACUUGGGAAGUGUGUGCGCGGUUGCGUCAGGCUGAAAGUGGGAUCGCGAUCAAAAAAACUGCGGGCAAACAACUAUUGGCAAAGGUUGAGGAAGAGGAAGCUGCCCUUGUUAGUUCUUUGGAGAAUGUGGAGAAAGAUGAUAAAAAUGAUGUAGAAGGAGAUACCAGGUGGAAACACGAACACGGUGAUGAAGCUGCUACGAAACACGAAGUGACAAAAACUACACAAAAAAGAUCGCAUCAACGUCUUGAAGCAGAUUAUGACGUUCUGGUGCCUGCACGUGCAAAAAACGACGACAUUAACGAAAGAACCGCAAGCAAAAGGAGCAAGAAACUUUUUUCCUCUUCCACUAGGAGGUUUUUCAAAACCUCCUCCUUAUCUCGUCAAACUCAAAGUGAAACACCACGAUUAAUAGCUCCUUCUGCUACUCCUGCUACGCCUACCCAACAUGAACAUCGAGGUCGCGGACCUCUUCUGCGGAUUCUCAAAGUUCCCUCCAUCCUACCCCAUUUCGAGAUAUUUCGAAAAGUGUGUCCAUUCACACGUUUCUAUAUGGUCAUUCGCGCGCCCAUGCAGAAUGCAAGGUCGAUAUUGGAUAGACUGGCGCAUCUUGGACUCGAGGUCGGAAGAAAUCGAGACUCUAUGGCUGGAACGCUGAUGACGCUUCAGCUGCACGAUAAUGCGUUUGAUUUACGACACACGGAGAUGGACUAAAUAGUAGUAGACAAAUCCAAUGCAUCAAUGUCGACGAUCAUCAGUUUUUUGUCGACAAGCACAAUAUUUUCGAGGACAAGCACAAUAUUUCUUCAUUUUCUUGUCGAUGAUUUUCAUCACAUUAAAUAUAUACAAUAGGGAUCAUAUUCUGAUGAAUUCCAAUCUUUCAACCUUUCAACCUGCUCUCUAUAAUAGCGCGACCCUCGUCCUGCACCUUUCAUUCCCCCUCUACCAAGAAUUUGUAUCGAAAACCGAUUUGAGCAGACAAGUUGCGGUUCUGGAGGCAGGCUGGGCAAGACCUGGCGUCUUUGACGUGGAGAUCCCUGAUGAAGCGCUCUUAUCUGUCAGGGUAGACCCUGUUAAGGCUAGUUGUGUCCUUGCUUGGUUCUUCUUUUUCUACUGGGAAAAAAACAGAAGCUUCCAAGGAUAUGACUCUCAAGGGAGAUGCGAUCGCGGUAGCUCUAAUCCCGGUCGUCUGAAAAGACAAAAAGAGCUGUUGAGGAUAGCAGAUGAGGAGGAAGAUAGGAGAAAAAGUAUGCGGAUGAAACAACAAGAACAACAACUAGAAUUAGUAUCAAAGAAAGCGACCACUGGGACAACUUCGAGGACAAGAGCAUCUACUUCAGAUGAUGAGGAUAAUCUUCAACAUCAAGAUGCUCAAGAGGACAACAAGAAUACCAAGAAUAACCACAACCGGGAGCAGACACCUUCUCCGUCCAGUGAAGUACAAGUCAUCGACAUCCUAGCAGAGCACCGUACGCUGAAAAAGAAGUCUCAAGUUGCUUUGAUGUCCCAGUACGAUUUGCGGGAUGUCCAACUCCGCUUUGACUUGGAAACGCAGGGGAGGAUAAAAUGGAACAAUUUCGUACAGAAGUUUGCAAGACGUCACAUUUAAGGCCACAACCGCUGAAGCAUGUGUGUUCCUAAUACCAUGAUGAUCCUCAUCCUUGGUUAAUCUUUUUCCACUUGGAGAAGAAGCCAAGCAUGUCCUCAUAAAAACAUAAAAAUCCUUGGAUAUUUUCUUUUUACUUGGAAAUCGAACAAAUGCUUCUUUUUCUACUUGUGAAUGGUUCUGGUAUUUAGUAACCUGAAUUUGAUCCUAAGGGAAAACAAGAAGAGAACCCUUAGGAUCGAACUCAGGUUACCAAAUACCAGAACCAUACAACUUGUCGGAAAAGAAGCACCUUCAUCCUCCUCCAGGGGUACUAAUCGUAAUAGAGUUACUCUCAAAGAGGAAGAGGAAGAUGCGAUAAAGCGGUAGCACAGCUUCUAAGAAAUACUACAGAAUCUUCUUCCCUUUGAAAUACUACAACUCUUCAUAAUUUACAUUUACGCAUCUCUAACAUCUGGGAGUAGACACCUCACAACCUCUGAAUUGCCGUAGCUAUCAGGAUAUGGUCAAUGCUGUUUACCAUCCAGCUUGGCGCAACAUCGCGAAUGAGUCCAGGACGAGUGUGCUGUAUGACUUGGUUCAAGAGGGAGCCGAAGAACACAUGCAUGCAGGUGUUGCGGAAAAACCGCUCUAUAGUUGUCUCUCUGCCUUUCUAGGACGAUGGAUGCAAUUUGUAAGGCCGAUGCUGAAACUCGCAAGAACCAGCUCAUCCUCGACUUAUGGGAUGAACUACCACGAGAAGAACGCGGAAGAAGUAGGAUCAUCUACAUCUUCGUUGUUUCAGCUUGCUGAUAACGUAAAACUAGUACAGAUCAACGACAUAAACGUGAAGACGGAAAAUGAUGUGGAGGACCAGAGCAACAACUACAACUACGUUGAGAUACCACCAGAGAAUACGAUCAACGUGAUUCGGUAUGAGGAUUUCCGUCGUUCGCCGUCCGACACGAUCUUCGCUCUAGCCAAUGCUCUUGGGCUCCUCAGAUCGAAUUCAUCUUCAUCUUCUGGGAUAGAUCACCGUAUCCGCAGGCUUGGAUAUAGCACGAUUUCAAGUGUAUCUAGAGAAACAACAGUGGAACAAGACCCUACGUCUGCACAAACACACGAUCACGACCGAUUAAAAUCAUCCUUAACUACCCAUGAAGGCGUACCGCCCACUUCUGUGCAAACAUACGAAGAUGAACCAUUCUUAACUACCCAUGAGGUACCCUUCCAAGCCCUCCGCUCCACCCGUUUCCAUGACCCCAUUGAGGCUUUCCGUAAGCGUUUACGCAUAAUAACGCCUGAAUUGGCGAGAAGAAGCGAGUCAUUCCAACACGCAGCGGGGAUUCAACUGCAGCCAAGAGGAUGGGGACACGGAAAGCCGUUGAAACAGCUCUUCUCUGAAAACGAUUGUCGAAAAUGGCACUCUGUUGGUAGGAAGGCUCGGGAACUCUCCGCAGCAGCGAAGUUGUUCGGCUAUGAUGUGUUUUUGGACGAGGAGGACGGAACGUGUAGGGAAGAAGUGUUGCCGCUGUAGUCACUGUAUAAUUACAUCAGCGGACGACCACAACGAGGACACAAUUUUAGAUCCAUCAACUGGGUUUUCACAUGCUAUCGCUGUAAAAUCGCUUUGAUACGACGGGAGCACGGACACAGAUUGCUGCAAAAAUUGACCACGUUGUAAUACGAUACACUUUCCAACACCGAGGACGAUGUCUCUGACUGUACUAUUGCUUCGCUUACCG